Molecule: messenger RNA, 2473 nt
Organism: Macroventuria anomochaeta
Lineage: Eukaryota; Fungi; Ascomycota; Dothideomycetes; Pleosporales; Didymellaceae
Product: carboxy-terminal kinesin 2
Exons: 4
Coding region: 195-2264 (689 amino acids)
Biological process (GO): microtubule-based movement
Molecular function (GO): ATP binding; microtubule binding; microtubule motor activity
Source: RefSeq, a predicted model, not a curated record
GAACGCUGGCCGAAAGGGCCGGUGACCCGCUCAGUCGCAAGCCUACCGCACCUCCGAGUUCACGUCCUCUUUCUACCAGUGUUAAGGGCACUGUUGCGAGGAAAGAGCGCGGUUUCUCUGCCUCGACGUCCACAUCCCGCGCCGGAUCACGACCUGCCUCACGAAACGCAACUGUGCCAUCAUUCAGUGCAAGCAUGGGCCCAGGCGCAAAGGCAUCGAGACCUAGAUCAGCCUACGGACAGUAUGCCGGCACACAUGUGCGCAGCAAGUCCCAUCAUUCGACCGCUCGUCCUGCGACAUCAAUGAUCCGACGGGACGAGGACGACGACGAUGAAGAAGAGAGAGACUUCUAUGACGAUCGAAUGGAGGCUAUGGAGCGACAGUUCAGCGCUUUCAAAGAGAAGAUGGAGACAGACAUGCAAAAGGCGACAGAUCAGAAGGAAAGCAUUCAGCAGCUCCAAAGCCGAGUCACGGAACUCGAAGCCAUUCGGGCCCGCCUGGAGAGUGUCAACAGAGACCUAGAGACCGACCUAAAGGAUGCCAAAAGUUGCAUGAAGACAAUGGAGAUGGAGAUGGAGAUGACCAAACGAAACACCGCGUUCGAAGCUGACGAUAUCCGGCGCAAGCACCGCAACGAGAUCGAAGACCUUGAGAACAAGCACGAAAAAGCGACCCAUCGAUGGCGAUCAGAGAAGGAGGCAGCGGAGGAGAAGGUCCGCAGAAAUUUUGAGGCGCAAAUCGACAAGCUCCUGAAAGAGCACAAGGAACAACUGGACGGACUGAACGCGAAACUCUCGAAGGAGACCGAGACGGAGCGAAACCGACAACUGCAGAAAGAGCAGGAAGUGGAGGCCGAGUAUGCCUCGAAGCUGCGAGCUGCUGGCAUUGAGGCUGAUGCGAAGCAGCGGGAACUGCAGCUGGUUCAGGGAGACUUGACCAACGUGAAAUCGGAGCUGGAUAGAGAACGAGCGCUGAAGACCGCGCUUCAAGGACAGCUGACGGAUGCGACGACGAAGAACCUCACACUCGAAUCGUCGAAUACAGCCAUGAAGGAGAAGAUCAACUUUCUCGAAUCAGACAGCCAGGCCCAAUCAUCAGCCUACAAUGACCUCCACAGGCGCAUGCAGGAAGCCAUCGAAGCUGCUGAGCAGGCGCACGAUAAGCUGCGACAAGAGGAGACAUUGAGACGAAAGCUCUUUAACCAAGUGCAAGAGCUGAAGGGCAACAUCAGGGUGAUGUGUCGUGUACGACCAGCACACGCAUCCGAGUCCGACCCGGCCAAAAUAUCCUUCCCUGACAGCGACACUGACAGCAAGGAGGUGGCAAUCCAGGGACCAGAGAAGAUCAGCGCAACUGGCAAGGACAUCACCGCCGCGUAUCAGUACUCAUUCGACCGAGUUUUCGGCCCCGCCUCACAAAACCUGGAGGUUUUCGAUGAAAUCAGCCAACUGGUACAGAGCGCUCUCGAUGGCUACAACGUGUGCAUCUUCUGCUACGGUCAGACCGGCUCCGGUAAGACGUAUACAAUGUCUUCGGCAGACGGCAUGAUUCCUCUCGCGACAGCGCAGAUCUACGCCGAGGCCAAGCGCCUCGAAGAGAAGGGCUGGCGCUACAAGAUUGAAGGGUCAUUCAUCGAAGUCUACAAUGAAACCUACAACGAUCUACUUGGCCGUUCUGAGGACCUCGACAAGAAGAAGGUCGAAGUCCGACAUGACGCAGCAAAGAAGCAAACCAAUCUUGAGAACACAGUCAGUAUCGAACUAGAUGGGCCUAAUCGAGUCACUGAGCUCCUAAAGACGGCCGACAAGAACCGAACGGUAGCUGCUACAAAAGCCAAUAUGCGCUCAUCUCGAUCUCACUCUGUCUUCAUUUUGAAGCUUGUUGGUACCAACGGCAUCACUGGCGAGAGGAGUGAAGGCACACUCAAUCUGGUCGAUCUUGCUGGCUCCGAACGUCUCGAGCACUCGAAGGUGGAAGGCGCACGCCUCAAGGAGACUCAGAACAUCAACAAGAGCUUGAGCUGUCUCGGCGAUGUCAUUAACGCCCUUGGGUCGGCGAAGGAGGGCGCGCACAUCCCGUACAGGAACUCGAAGCUGACAUACCUUCUCCAAUACUCACUUGGCGGCAACUCAAAGACUCUCAUGUUCGUCAUGGUCAGCCCACUGCAAGCACAUCUGCAAGAGACAGUCACCAGUCUCAAGUUCGCGACAAAGGUGCACAACACACAUAUUGGUACCGCGAAGAAGCAGACCAAGACCGCGUAGUUGGUGCCAUCUAAAGGAAGUUUGCGCGAUGUUGAUGAAGUAUGGUUUAUGGUGUUACUUGUGUACGUAUUCUUCCUGCAGCGACUCUUGAAGUGUUCGAGGUCGUAUCGCUAUCAUAUCUGUUGGAUGUUUUCACGGCGUGUCUGGAACCGGAGGGAGCAUUCGCGGCCCAUGGCUGGCUCCUCCCUCAUGAUUGCGCACUAUACCGG